AUUUUAGAGUUAUGCAAGUAUUUUUAGUUAUAUUUGGACAAUUUUGUAACCAUGCAUUAAACUCUUUAAUAACCCACAGAACUAGACUUUUAUGGCUGUAUCAAAUUGAUAAAUUACAUCAGAAAGAAGAAUAUUUCAGUUGACCAUUUGGCAUCUGUAUGUCAACCAUACCCAUGGGAAGAUAAAGAGUUCCUUCAACCAGCUCUUAAAGAUGAUCCACUGUUGUGGUUCGAUUUUGAUGAAGAACUGGAAAAAUUUAAAGACUGUGAAGCAAGUUUAAUGUCAAAUGGACUGGGGAAAGAUGGUGAAGGCUUUGUGCCAAUACAGCAGUACAAUGAACUCAAGAGCAGGUUGUUAUUAACAGAGGAAAGAGCAGUUAAAGCUGAAACUGAUCUGGCAAAAGCUAGAGAUGACAUUAACCAAUUAAGAAUAUUAGCAAAAUCAUUUCUUGAAGAUUAUACUCCAAAAAACAGAACACACAAAAGUUCCACAGGAUCUUCAAGUAAAAAUGUUGACGACAAUGAUGAGGACAGUGCUUACUUUAGCUCUUAUGCUCACUUUGGAAUCCAUGAGGAAAUGUUGAAGGAUAAAGUAAGGACAGAGAGCUACAGAGAUUUUAUCUUGGGAAAUCCACAAUUUUUUCAGGAUAAGGUUGUGCUCGAUAUUGGCUGUGGAACUGGUAUUUUAUCCAUGUUUGCUGCUAAAGCUGGAGCUCGGCAUGUAGUYGCMGUUGACCAGUCAGAAAUCAUAUAUCAAGCUAUGGACAUUGUACGUGAAAAUGGACUUGAAAAGGUUGUCACUUUGGUAAAAGGAAAAGCUGAAGAAAUCUCACUUCCAGUCGAUAAAGUAGAUGUUAUUAUAUCAGAAUGGAUGGGUUAUUUCCUCUUGUUUGAGUCUAUGUUGGAUACUGUACUGUUUGCUAGAGAUAAAUGGCUCUCACCAACAGGAAAAGUUUUUCCAGAACACUGCACAAUUCAUCUAAUGGCAAUGGGUACUCUUGAGAACCAACCAACAAAAUUAAGCUUUUGGGAUGAUGUAUAUGGAUUUAAAAUGUCUUGUAUGAARUCCUCUGUCAGUAAAGAGCCYUGUGUAGCMAAUGUGGAWCCAAAUGCCAUAAUWUCAACAUCAAGUUGUAUMAAGCGCCUGAAUGUAAAUAAAUGCAAGAAAGAAGACCUCAAUUUUAUAUCAUCCUUCAAGUUGAAAAUUAACAGGAAUGACAAACUAACGGCAAUUGUCGCAUACUUUGAUAUUUUGUUUGACAAGAACGCAACAAAUAAGGUUGAAUUCAGUACAAGUCCCGCUCAUCAAUCCACACAUUGGAAACAGACCGUGUUUUACUUGGAAAAGCCUAUAGAAGUAACUGAAGGUCAAGUUUUAUCAGGACACAUUUCUUGCUACAAGAAUAUCAAAGAUUCGAGAUCACUUGAUAUCAGAAUUGAAGCCACUGUAGAUGGCGACCCUGACAAUAUCAUCUUUGACCAAGAAUAUCUUUUACAAUGAUGAGAUGUAACGUGGUGGCAAAGAUUGGAGAACUGUUGUGAAUUGGUUAUUUAUUGAUUAGUAAUUAGACAAAAGAAAGCAAGGGAAUUGAAAGGAAGAAAGAGAAGAAGAAAUAGGCAGGAAGAAGGAAGAAAUUGAUAACAAAGAAAAAAGGAAAGAAAGAGGUAACCGUUGCUAUGAAGUGUCCGUAAUGAGUUGGUGUAAAUGGCCGUUACCUAGUUACCGGCGUGGGCUAUUCUACGAAUGUAGUACCCUAUUGUGUGUGAGUUUUAUAUAUAGGGUCACACUAAGAGUGCACUGUUGCUAUAUUUAAGCAGUCGGCCUGAGCGGUUGGUUUGAGCGAUAUUUGUUAUACUGUCACAAGGUAGUACUAUUACUUUCCAGACUAAUAUAGGAUGAAGACUUUACUGUUCCUGGUUGUUGGAAUUUUGUUGAUAAAUUG
This is a messenger RNA of Exaiptasia diaphana, 1942 nucleotides long. RefSeq names its product protein arginine N-methyltransferase 3. The record is from RefSeq and is a predicted model, not a curated record. Bases 280 to 1500 code for a protein of 406 amino acids. Lineage: Eukaryota; Metazoa; Cnidaria; Anthozoa; Actiniaria; Aiptasiidae. Gene Ontology annotation, cellular component: nucleus. Gene Ontology annotation, biological process: peptidyl-arginine methylation. Gene Ontology annotation, molecular function: protein-arginine N-methyltransferase activity. The transcript is spliced from 18 exons.